AUGACAAGGCAGGAACCUGACAAUAUUGCCAGCCUGGCUACGAAGGCCAUGGCAUCCAUUGACGCAUACCAAGCAGACAAGUCUGAGCAGGCCCGACAGGAAGCCCUUGCAAAUGCUGUCAGAUUAGUGAGAGCUCUCGAUACCCCUGCAGAUACGAUUUACAAGCUAUUCGCCUCGCCUGCUGUUCUCAUGGCCGUUAAGACCGCCAGUGACCUGAGUAUCUUCACUCUUUUGUCUGAAGAGACAUCUCCCGUCUCCUGGAGAGAGCUAGCCGCACCGAAAAACGCGGACAUUCAACUUGUUGAACGUCUUAUGCGUGUUCUUGUUUGCAACGGUUUCGCGAGUGAACUAGACCCUGGCCAAUAUGCGCCUACCGAACUGUCAAGGAAGAUGACAGAGAGGAAAACGAUCGGAACAAUGGAUUCACUAUUCAUGGACUUCUUACCUAUAAUCCAGAAAACGCCAGAAUUUUUCCAAAAGUCUGGCUACCAGAAUCCUGGGGACCCCAAUAAUGGGCCACUUCAACAUGCCCAUAACACCACUGGUACAUGCUGGGACUGGUUAGCCACAAACCCAGAUGCACUAGGCCGUUUUAACACUUUCAUGGAGGACGGCCGAGAUGAUACAUCUCACUGGGCUGACUGGUUCCCCGUUCAAGAGCGGUUACUGAACGGAUCGUCGGCCGAUCGUCCGCUGCUUGUUGAUAUUGGCGGAGGUCGUGGUCAUGACAUCGAGGGAUUCAAUAAACGAUUCCCGGUUGGGGCCGGGAAGCUCGUACUUGAAGACUUGCCUUCAGUAAUUGAGGACAUCCAAAAAUUGGACAGCAACAUCCAGAGAGUCAAACAUAGCUUUUUCGAGCCUCAGCCAGUCAAAGGUGCUCGCGCAUACUAUUUCAAGCACAUCAUGCAUGAUUGGUCUGAUGAUAAAUGCAGGACAAUUUUAAAGCACACUGUCGCUGCCAUGGAGAGGGGAUUUUCAAAGAUCUUGAUUGAGGAUUACAUUAUUCCUGACCAAAAUGCCUGGCCAAAGGAAGCGUUGACUGAUAUGAUUGUCAUGGUAUGGUGUCCAGGGAUUGAACGGACUCGUCCGAGAUGGACAGAGCUUUUGGAGUCAGUCGGACUGACAAUCACGAAGUUCUGGCUACCUAGCGGGUACCAUAAAGGCAUCAUUGAAGCCGAACUGCAGUAG
Messenger RNA from Penicillium oxalicum, 1188 nucleotides. RefSeq lists its product as uncharacterized. Bases 1 to 1188 code for a protein of 395 amino acids. Gene Ontology annotation, molecular function: O-methyltransferase activity. The transcript is spliced from 5 exons. The record is from RefSeq and is a predicted model, not a curated record. Lineage: Eukaryota; Fungi; Ascomycota; Eurotiomycetes; Eurotiales; Aspergillaceae.